AUGAGUAAUAUAUAUGUUAAUGAGCCAGCAACAAGCGGCAAGAUUUGUAUGAAAACAACAGUUGGUGACAUCGAUAUCGAAUUAUGGUCAAAAGAAUGUCCAUUAGCAUGCCGAAAUUUCAUUCAGUUAUGCAUGGAAGGCUACUAUAAUGGUACAAUAUUUCAUCGAGUAAUUCGAGAUUUUAUCGUUCAAGGAGGUGAUCCAACUGGUACUGGUGAAGGAGGUGAAAGUAUUUACAAUACUUCAUUUAAGAAUGAAUUUCAUCAACGAUUGAAGUUUAAUCGUCGUGGCCUUGUUGGAAUGGCCAGUGGAAAUGAUGGCAUGAAUGGUUCACAGUUUUUUUUCACUUUAAAUGCUACACCAGAUCUCGACAAAAAACAUACACUUUUCGGAAAAAUUGUUGGUAAUACACUGUUCAAUAUGUUACGUUUGGGUGAAUGUGAAAUAGGCGAUGAUGAUAAGCCGCUUACAAAACAAAAAAUUUUACAAGUGGAAAUAUUGAGUAAUCCGUUCAAUGAUAUUAUACCACGAGAAAAGAAGAAAGAUAAAAAGAGGAAGGAAAAAGUUCGCGAAAAAAAAGAUGCUAAAAAAAAUCUUACCCUUCUUUCAUUUGGUAAUGAAGCUGAAGAAGAUGAAAUAGAAUUGCAGGAAGCGAAUGAGAAAUUAAAAUGUAAAAGUAAAAGUGCACAUGAUAUAUUAACUGAUGAAACGCUCAGUAAAGAAUUAGCUAUACCAAUGGAAGAACUUAUCGAUUCAUCAGGUACAUCAAAUAUCGAAGACAGUGAAGAAAGAGAAGCACGAAUGGAACGAAUUAGGGAAAAACUUAAAAAACGUAAACGUAAAGCUGUUGAUAAUGAUCAAAACGAUGAGGAAGAAGAUUUUGAUGAAAUGAUUAAGCAAGAGAUGAAUGAUCGUCAAAAGCAAGAACUUGAAAAAAUCACUGCAGAAGUAAGAUUAGUGCAGAAAGAUUUGAAAGCAAUGCUCAAGCCAAAGCAAGAAAAAGAAGAAAUAGAAGAGGAAAAACUACUAACGGAGGCGACAAAGAAACAUCUCGAAAUGAAACAAAAGUUUAGAGAAAAUGCAAAAGUUAAGCUUAAGUCGAAGGAUCCACGACGGCAAGAUGAGACUAUGUCGAUGCUUGAAAAGAUUUUAGCAGAACACGAAGGUAUGAAAUCAGUUAUCCCUGUAAAGGCACGGCAAGAAGAAGAGAAAAAAGAAGAGCCUGAAGUUUCAGUUGGGAAACUUAAUUACGAUAGUGAAGUAGACUUAGAUACAGCAGAAAUCUUGGUACAUAAGUUUGUUGCACCUGAGGAAGAUAGCAAAGUAAGCAAAGCGAAAGAUGCAAAUUUACGAGAAGAAAGUGAAGAUUGGUAUGAUAUUACGGAUCCGCGAAAUAAAAUAAAUCAACGGAGGAGAGGAGUCUUGUAG
Molecule: messenger RNA, 1428 nt
Organism: Brugia malayi
Lineage: Eukaryota; Metazoa; Nematoda; Chromadorea; Rhabditida; Onchocercidae
Gene: Bma-cyn-16
Product: cyclophilin-type peptidyl-prolyl cis-trans isomerase-16, Bmcyp-16
Exons: 11
Coding region: 1-1428 (475 amino acids)
Biological process (GO): protein folding; protein peptidyl-prolyl isomerization
Cellular component (GO): catalytic step 2 spliceosome
Molecular function (GO): peptidyl-prolyl cis-trans isomerase activity
Source: RefSeq, a predicted model, not a curated record